CCCUUUCAGUUCACUGGGAGUGCGGUUAUACUGUCUUUUUCGCAGGUGCUGGUACCCUGUGGUGGGAUGGUCGGAGUAUCGCAGAAAAUCAGUGGCCAAGAGCGUGCAAGGCUAAAGAGCAUUGCAAAGAGGAUUCGUCCUGCGGGAUUCAGCCUUAUCGUUCGUACAGAAGCAUGUGAUCAUGGUGAGGAUGAGCUGGAGAAAGAUGUAGUUAAGUUGAUGGAAACAUGGAGGGAGAUUCUUGUUGAAGCUGCAACUGCAGCUGCUGCUGCUGCAGUAACCUCAACAAAUGCUAUUCUCCCGACAAUUCUCCAUCGGGCGAUGGGUCCCACGGUUGCAGUUGUUCGCGACAUGUUCACUGACAAGGUGGAGAGGAUGGUCGUUGACUCAGAAUCUAGCUACCAGGAGGUAAGGAGGGAGAUCAUGCCACGUCAGCAACAGUGCCAUGUCAGCAACAGUGCCACGUCAGCAGUGCCACAUCAGCAACAGUGCCACGUCAGCAACAUGUCGGGCCCAGCUCUGGGCAUGCCAGGCCAACUGGCCAACGAGUCUCUUGCCAACUACAAACAGCGGUUCCAGACUCAGCUCGCCCUGAUCGAGGCUGAGGAACAGCGCCAGCUGGCAGCCGAGGCUGCCCACCUACAGGCUGAAGCAGCGGCAACAGCUGAGAAGCAGCGGCUUCAGGCCGAAGCAGACGCAGAUGCCAAGGCUCGCCGCAAGGAAGCUUAGGAUCUGCUGCAGCGGCACGAAGCAGCCAGCGUCGAGAAACUCAAGUUCUGGCACUUUGAACAAACGCGUCGACCACGU
Chara braunii is the source of this 807-nucleotide messenger RNA. The record is from the annotation of a GenBank genome assembly. Lineage: Eukaryota; Viridiplantae; Streptophyta; Charophyceae; Charales; Characeae.